AUGCCCAUCUUAGUUCUUCUGGCCAUGGACGCCGCGAUGGCUUUUCAGCCCGGGAGACACACGAACGGUGGCCCAGCGGCGUCGGCGUCGGCGGCGGCGGGAAAAGCAAGAAAACAAGGCCCGGACUUGUCUCGCCCGCCCGCCCGCCCGCUCGCCCGCAGCACCCCCCUUCCCCUUCUUAUCUCAAGCCACGAACGGCAAGCCUCGUCAGUCGUCACACGCCUCAUCGACAAGAAGCGUGCUUCCCUUGGGUCUUCUGUUCCUUCACGUGCCAGGGCGCUAGGUGCCCCCCCCCCCUUCCGUCCCCCCUUCAUGAAGCUUGACACGGACGCGCUAGACUGGCGCCGUCGUCCGCCAUCACUCUCAAGCGAGGUCUGA
This is a messenger RNA of Colletotrichum higginsianum IMI 349063, 378 nucleotides long. RefSeq lists its product as uncharacterized. The transcript has a single exon. NCBI's taxonomy places the organism in Eukaryota, Fungi, Ascomycota, Sordariomycetes, Glomerellales, Glomerellaceae. The record is from RefSeq and is a predicted model, not a curated record. Bases 1 to 378 code for a protein of 125 amino acids.